Molecule: messenger RNA, 796 nt
Organism: Guyanagaster necrorhizus
Lineage: Eukaryota; Fungi; Basidiomycota; Agaricomycetes; Agaricales; Physalacriaceae
Exons: 4
Coding region: 135-557 (140 amino acids)
Source: RefSeq, a predicted model, not a curated record
CAUCCACUAACCAUGGCUCUUAGAUAACGACGGUGCACUAAACCUUUCUAGGCAUAAGGUGGUCGACAUCGAGGUGGAGACUCAAAAGAGUUCAACUCCAUCGCGUACAGCAUACACGCGGUCCUCGGAGGUAUAUGCCUAUUCCAGAGGCUGGGGAGUAUAGCGAAAAGACCAAGAAGGGAAUAGACCACCAGCUUGAUUUUGGCGACCCGAUUGUCACCCACCAAUCCCAUACCUCAAAAUAUCGCAGUGUACCUAUAGGGGAUCCAUUCAUAGUCUUUUGUUUCAAGUAUCGACCUUUGAGUGUGCUCCCCGCUCUUGACAUCGCACCAUCACCUCUUCGCCCGGCUCAGCGUACGACGGAAUCCACUGUCAUCGACCUCACAUCUGAUGGGGAUGAGUCUGAGACAGACAGUAAAGAACUGGAAGCUCUGAAGGCCAGGAUACAGAUUAUUGAAGGGAAAUGGAAACGGCGAGAAGGCGCUUCCAAGUACAGGAAGAAGAUCAAACUCGAGCCCGUGAAGACGGAGAACUUGCUGGACAGCUUAUUGAUUUGACAUGAUAGCUAUGACUUUUAUUCGCUUAUCUUAUUGGCAAGUCAACCUUUGUUAUGGUAGAACCAAUGCCGAGACUAUUCAUCUAGUAUUUUGGUUAAUGGCGGGACGUCGCACUAGUAGUAUAGCGUCUUAUUCUAUCCAGGAACAGUAUUUCGCAUCUCAGCAUGAUACUCAAUACCAAGUUGUAGUUGCCCAAGCUUCCAAUUCCAACCUCUUUCAACGUUCUGCAGGGCAUCCGG